Thyridium curvatum is the source of this 3732-nucleotide messenger RNA. RefSeq lists its product as uncharacterized. Gene Ontology annotation, cellular component: nuclear pore. The transcript has 3 exons. The coding region runs from base 1 to 3732 and encodes 1243 amino acids. NCBI's taxonomy places the organism in Eukaryota, Fungi, Ascomycota, Sordariomycetes, Thyridiales, Thyridiaceae. The record is from RefSeq and is a predicted model, not a curated record. Gene Ontology annotation, molecular function: structural constituent of nuclear pore.
AUGGCCUCACAAGAGGCCCUGUUCCUCUACAAGGAGACCCGUCUGAAUCUCGAGCCCGCAUCACCCGCCAAUGUCGUCAACAUCCGCCUUCCCGCCACCAACGGCGCCGCGCGAUCGUCAAAUCGGCGGACGAAUGGCGCCGGCAAUCUUUCCGACGAGGAGCGCGCCUACCGCGCCAAGAACCUGUCCGUAGCCUCGUCCAUCUUCUACCGAAAACACCACGACAGCCCUCGCGCAUUCCUCUGGCGUGUCCUCGACGACGGCAAGAUCCUCAGUGUGAGGGUGGCAGACGUCUGCAAACCCGACAAGACGCCUGACGCGGGCCUCAUCCUCCAUUUCCACUUCCCCAACGGCCUUCGGCCAUCGUGCGUGGGCUUCGCCGACCCCGAGAACCAGGAUGCGCUCUGUCUGUUCGUGCUCGACGAGGCCGAUCAGCUAUGGAAUCUCGUCCUGAGGCCCGACUUCUUUCGCAAGCGCUCAGCGCUCGAGAACGGCCUAGGAGAGGCGUGCAAGCCACACAGCUCAGCCGCAUUCCACUUCAAACAACCACAUCGACUCUUCGCGGUCAGCGCCGACGAGUUCAUCGUCACCCUGUUCGAUGGCGGUAUCCUGCGUUUCCACAAGAUCAAGGGGCACGAAGCUUCCGAGUGGAAAGAAAGCUUCCAUUCGCCAACCAGCUGGACGCGCAACCUGCGAAGCAUACUCCCCUUCCAGGGCGGCCCGACCGUCAAGUACGGGGGCACCAACAUGGACAUGACGGCAGCCGCAUCGGCCGUGAUGACAUCGAUGGACCUCGAUCAUCAGUGUUUUUUGUUUACAGUCUGUCUCGAUCACCGGCUGAGAGUGUGGAAUGUCCCCAAGGGAGAAAUCGCGUACACGGGCGACAUUCUCGGCCUCAAUCGCGAUCCGCAAGAGAUUGGCAAAUGGUCGGUAAACCCAGACCAGUCCAACCUGAUUCGAAUUAUGGCUGUUCACGAGGGUUCCUGCAUCUUUGCCGUCUACUCCCCGGUCGGCGCGGGCACAUUUAAGUUUUGGAAGGCAACGGCUUUGGCGGACGGCAAGAUUGAGCUAGACGAUGUCUUUGAAGAUCGUGACCUUGUGCCCCCGACACCCUCUGCCGCUGAUGUCUGGACCCUGGCAGAUUUUGGAGUCUCGCAGGGCGCUCGCCGGUCCAUCAACCUCUGGGUUCUCUGGAAGAACAACCUGAUCUACAGGGUGACAAAAUUGCAUUUUACCAAGAGCAGCCUGAAGACAGCUUGGAUCCACGACUGGGUCAAUGUUUUUGCCGACACCUCAUACCCUACGGCGCAAAGCUCAGGGCCGUGCGACCCGAUCGACCCCACGGAAAAGUGGCUGCAGGUCAUCUUUCACCCCGGACGAUUCUCGCGAUCGACUCUGGAGACAGCCUUGCAAGUCUACGAGCGCGGCCUGGGCUCGGCCAAGGAGGCCGUCUCAUCCAAGGGAGGAAAGGGAUUGGCAGAGGCAAUAUGUUCCGUCCUCGGUGCUACAGCAACCUUGGAGAAGGGGUCAGGAGACGGAAUGGACUACGAUCAAUUCAGAAGCACGAGCGAGACCCAAUGGCGGCGUUUCUACCGCUUGGUGAUCGAGCUCGACAAACAACGGGGAGAGGCCCUGUCUCUUGUUGUUGACCCGGAGCUGGGCAUCACCUGGGUUGUAUGCGCGGACUGUAUCGGCGCGAUCCGAGAAUGCAGCGCGCUGGAUAGGGUCUAUCACAAUCUGGACUCUCCCGAGACCGGUUCUCAGCAUAUAUCGAGCCUGCUGGUCGCUGGUACGACCUUUAUGGAGAGCUUUUCCGACGGCAUGCAGCAACUGUGCGUUGCGGCGCUGCGGUCCGAGCUGUAUGAAGAUUCGGCCAAGACGGACUACGAGCGCAUCCAAUACUUCUCAGACAAGGCGGGGUUCUGGCGCCAGGUCACAGAGGAGGAUUGCGCACAGGUGACAGAUCUGCUGGGUGAAAACUUCAAAGUCGUCGACAUGGACCUCUAUCAGCAGCUCCUCGGCCUCAUCGAAGAGUCAGAAGAGGCCCGCAACCGCGAUGUGCGGCAUCCCUUCACAUCCUUCGGCCAGAAGUUGGCGAUCAAAGGCGUACAGGAGACGGCAGAAUUGCACUGGCGGGUACUGCUUAGCCAGCUGAUUCUGCUGGUACACAUGGAGUUCGAAUUCGACAACGAUGAAGACGCGCUACACUCACGGUUUGACAUCGGCCUUGUCUACCGCCAGAUGAUCCUCGCACUUAAGCGGUUAGAGCUUGUCAGGUGGCUUGCGCGCACCGAGGUCAGCGUCGCGCUGCCCAAGUCCGAGAGAGCCUCGUUCUCUGGUACCUCGCCGGCAACUACCAAGCGCACCGCGGAAGAAACCCAGGUCAUCACGGUUCUCGAAGCCGCCCUUGGCCACUUGCUCGGCAUGGGCGAAGUAACUGACAGCCUCGCAUCCAAUCUCACCGAAGUCAUCACCGGCGUUUGCGCUCCUAGAAGUUCGUUGGAGUUGGAGGCCCCGAUGGUGCAGUGCUUACUCCUGAAGCGCGACCGUCCCGACCUCGCGGAUGGUCUGAGUGGCUUCGUCCGCCAGGACCCCUUCCCAGUUUAUAUCCAGGGCCGCGUUUCAUUGGCGCUUAGGGAUUACGCCUCCGCUGCUACGAGCUUCAGGAGAGCAGCAAUUGGCAUGAGCACGCCUCAAAAGCACCUCCACCGCCACAGCGCAGGUCUGAUGGAUGACACAGAGUGGAAUCUGAUCUACACCGGCUCGGCCAAGUACUACUCUCACAUUGCCUCCCUCUUUGACCGGCAAAAAGCAUAUGCCCAAGUCAUUGACUUUGCUCGCCUCUCAUUGCAAUUCGCAACCGGUCAAGACGCCAGCACGCAAUCCGUCCGCUCGGAGAUGCUCAGCCGGCUCUUCACCGCCUCCACCGCCCUCUCGCGCUUCGACCUCGCGCACUCGACGCUCCUCUCCAUGACCAACCGCGCCCUGCAGCACUCGUGCCUCCGCACCCUGGUCGAGAAGAUGUGCGACGCCGCGCAGACGGCCGAGCUCAUCGCCCUGCCCUUCUGCGGCCUGCAGGGGGCCGUCGACGACACGCUGCUGGCCAAGUGCCUCGCGCCGACCAGGGACGGCGGCAGCGCGCCCGCGCAGGAGCAGCAGCCGCCGUACCACCAGAUCCUGUACGCGUGGCGCGUGGCGCACGGCGACUACCGCGGCGCGGCGGCGGUGCUGCUGGACCGGCUGCAGAAGCUGCGGGCCGCGGGCGAGGGUGACAGGCUGCUCGGCGACGACGCGCUCGACACGCCCGUCACGAAGCAGUACCUCCUGCUCAUCAACGUGCUCAGCUGCGUCGCGCCCAAGCAGGCGUGGAUCUGCACGGAGGACCUGGAGGCGGGCGGCCCGGAGAGCGGCGGCGGACCUGCGAGGGAGUCGGAGGACCCGGCGGGGCUGCUGUCGGACGGCGCGGGCGUUGAUGACGACGAUGGCGCCGACGGACGGGGGGACAGGGAGAUUCCGGAGAAGUUCAGGGCGCUGCUGCGGGCGCAGCGGCGGGGCAGCGUCUCGUCGGGCCCGGAGGAGGAGGAGCGCCGGCGGCGGGGCACGACGAGGAAGGUCGUUACGCUGGCGGAGCUGAGGAAGCAGUACCAGGAGGAGCUGGACCGGAUCGCGGCGAUUCAGAACAACCAGUUUGAGUUUGCCGAGGACGAGGACGACGCGAUGGACGAGUCGUGA